AUGUCCGAAUCCUUCGCCAUCCUCCGCCAACGCCGCUCCGACGAGCUAGCCAAGCUCGCCGACGAACACCUCCAACACGACCUCCAAUCCGCUGACCGGGACAAGCUCAACGCAGCAGCAUCUUCAAUCUCCCUGUGGACAACAGUUGGCUCUGCGGUCGGGGUGAGUCUUGGUCUCCUAGCCGCCAUCCGACUGCGCAGUACGCGCAAGGCGUUCUUCUCUGCUAUUCGUGCGCAGGAGAGGCCUACAAAGGUUGUUUUUGAGGAUGGGAGGACCGAGUCUAUUCCUGACCUCACGCCGUUGUUGAAGCCCACUACUUUGGGUGAUGUCGCCACUUAUUUCUUUGCUUCCGCUGGAGGAUUAUUUUUGGGUGGAGAGCUUGGCUUUGCUGGUGGUGCGGCGAAAGGGACAAGGAGUAUCAAUGCGGAUCCGGAGAGCAAGAAGAGAAUUGAAACUGCUUUCAGGAGAUUUCGGGCUGAUGUUUUACGGAAACAGGCCGAUGCAUUGGAUAAGGGGGAGCAGGAUCACAGUCUGUUCUAA
Molecule: messenger RNA, 540 nt
Organism: Penicillium expansum
Lineage: Eukaryota; Fungi; Ascomycota; Eurotiomycetes; Eurotiales; Aspergillaceae
Exons: 3
Coding region: 1-540 (179 amino acids)
Source: RefSeq, a predicted model, not a curated record